CUGGUCAGGCCUACCCUUCAUUUGCAUCGCCCGCUGGAGACCGAAUCAAGUUUGUUUAAGGAAGACGGUCUGUGAUUCUCACCCACAGCUCUCCCUGCCUAUCAGCUGCUGUGAAAACACUGUCAGGGCUGCAUUUUGUUAGGAAUUUCUUGAUUACUUUAUUCAGUUUAUAUUCUUUUAGUAGGAGCUUUGUGUCAUUAGGCCUGUGGAACAUGUAAAGACACACAGGGACUUUCCCCACCCAGCACAGGCCACAGUCAAAAGGAAGACACUUAUGGAUACAAUAACAUACCAUUAAAGGAGGUGUGAGGCCCGUAAACCUGGAACAUAUAACAGUAAGUCAAUUUAGUGUCAUCUUAAAGCCAUCUCAGAACAACAGAAAAGCAAAGACUCCUUUAGAUGACACAAUAAAUAAGAAUAUACUUUGGCUUCAUAUUGUGUCCAUAAAAGAGAACCCAGUCAGGGAGAAAAGAAAAAGCAAAGAAAAAAACUGGGAAAGAAUUCAGUAGACAAUGUGAGUCACAGAGUCGGAAAAGGGAGAAAAAAAUCAAUACAUUAUUCAUAACAGCACAGACACAUCAUCAUGAACAGAUGUGUGUGUCCGUACACAGAUUUUAAAAGAAAGGUAUAAUACAUAGACAGAAAAGUAGAAACAGUGGAAAAUAGAAACACAGAAUCACUAAUUCAUAGAAAAUAUUAAAAUUUUACAUUAUAAACUUUAUGCUAAAGACUUGAAUGUCACACUUUGCAUGUAUAUUUGCAGAUUUAUGCAAUUAUAGAGGGUGAAGGGAAAUUAUAGGAAAAUAGAAGACUGUGGGAUUCAGUUAACUUGUCUUAAUCCCAUUUCUGUUACUUAUGAGCUGUUUGGCUUUUGGAAAUUCCUUUCCCUGAGCCUCAGUUUUCUCAUCUGUAUUGUGAGGAUAACUAUUUCUACUCUAUGGACUUACCUGAGCUUUAACUGCGAUGGAAUGUAAAACACUUAGCCCACUGCCUGUCUCUAAAUAAGUCAUAGCUAUUAUUAUUGAUAGUAGUUUAUUUUAAUCCUGCCCUUUCUCUUGUUGGUCAAUUAAGUUAAAGGUUAGAUUUCAGCAGUACUAGGUUCCCUCCUGACUUCACAGAAUGCACUGUGUACUUCAAGUUUACAAGUUCUGGACAAGUUUAAAAGAAAUCGUACUUUUAAAACAGGGAUUUAUAUCUGUGGGUGCAGUGAGUGCACCUGAUUACAGUCCAGAUAAGCAACGUUGCCUGAAUGGCCCCUGCGAACCAGAGGUCUGCAGAUGCAAGAAGGAUGAGAGUGGACUUCCCUCCUCCCUGGUCACCAUUCAGUAACUACAGAGAGGAAAGAUAAUGUGUUUCGUCCGUGGCAACCAACAUCCCUGUAGUGGCAGCUCUUAGUGUCCAGGGUUGUUGUCACAUCAUCUGACUCACACUGGCUGAUUUCCCUUCCUCAAUCUCCCUUCCACUUGACCUUCAGUUAUUUUUUCAGUUUGCAAAAGGGGCAGUCAGAGAUGUCAACAGAAAAGUCUACGCCAAAUAGCCAGCUUGACGUCAGCGGGGCCUUCAAGGUCGAGCUGAAGGACCAGGAGACAAAAUGCCAUCACCUUUUUUGUCAAAACCACUGGCUUCUAAAGAUAAACAAAAGGAUGAGUCCACCAAAAAGCAGGGGCCAUAUAAGAUCUUUUUCAAAGAUCUCUUUCUUUUCAAAGACACUGAAAUGGCAGAAAAGAAAAAGGAAAAACUCUUGAGCCACAACAAGAAAAUCCACCAAAAGUCUACCUUUUCAUCACGAAUGAAGAGUCGUUCACACCUGAGCCAGAUAGCAAUCCGCACUGACACCGCUGCUGGCUCGUUUGAGAAAUUCAUGCUGGACCCUGCUCUUAUUCUCAGGUUACAAGAAGGUGCAGAUGCAAAAAGGAAUAUCCAUGAAUUUAUUAAUGACCAGAGACACAGGUUUCUGCUCGAGUACACUCUGUCCACCAAGAGGAGCGCAAUCACAAAGUUUGAGAGGUGCAUGGAGACGGAGGAGCAACAGAUCCUAAAAGCAGAGACAAAGCUCCAGGACGACGCGAUCGCCUUUGAGGAGUUCCUGCGGGAGAACGACCAGCGAUCUGUGGAAGCCCUUAAAGUUGCAGCCCAAGAGACCGUGAACAAGCUCCACAUGACGGCGGAGCUGAAGAAAGCGAGCCUGGAGGUGCAGGCAGUGAAAAGUGAAAUAUCAAAAGCAGAAUUCCUUCUCAAAGAGUACAUGAAAUAUGGACUUUUUCUGCUGAAAUUGUCUCCGAAACAAUGGCAGAUCCAGCAAGCACUGAAAAGGGUGCAGGUGUCAAAGAGUAAAGAAUAUUCGGAGGGCACUCUUCCCAAAAUAUUAACAAAGUUAAGUGCAAGGAAGGGAGAGAGCAGUGCUGAGGACGUCACAAAGAUAUCGUUUUCAGAUUACUAUUCUCCGGGCACAGGUAGCCAAGGUAACACGAGAGUUUGGAACUUCACUCACAAAAGUAAGACCCGAGCAGGUGCCCUUCUCAAAGGAGAGAUCCAGGACCUCCGAUCUGCAAGCGUAAGUUCAGAAGACAGUCUGGAUGAUGAACUGGACUACGAGCUGGAGCCGGAGCUUUAUUUCAAAGAACCAGAAGAGUUGCUUCAAGUCCUCACAGAGCUGGAAGAGCAGAAUCUUACUCUGGUACAAUAUUCUCAAGAUGUAGAUGAAAAUCUUGAAGAUGUGAAUAAAAGAGAGAAACUUAUACAGGAUAAAAUAAAUAGCAACAUAGAGUUUCUUUUAGAGCACAAGGAAAUGCUUAAGGCUAACUGUCUGAGAGAAGAGGAAAAAGCAGCAGAACUGGAAUUAAGGUCCAGGCUAUUUAGUUUUGGAGAAUUUAAUUCAGAAGCCCAGGAAAAACUGAUAGACUCUCUUAGUAAAAAAAUUAAUCAAGUGUACAAUGUCUGCAUCGGAGAUGGUGAGGUUGGCAGCCUCAACCCAGUCCAAAAGCUAGUAAAGAUAGAGUCUCGCCUGGUGGAACUGAGUGACCUCAUUGAAACCAUUCCCAAAGAGAAUGUGGAAGCAAUUGAGAGGAUAAAACACAAAGAACGACGGCAAAAGCUGCGUGAAGAGAAAAUGAAAGAAAAACAGAGACACCAGGAAGAAAGGCUACGAGCUGCUCUGGAAAGAGCAGUGGCACAACCAAAGAAAAAGCUGGGAAGACGACUUGUCUACCGUUCGAAACCUCCGUCUGGUAACAAGCAUGAGCUGCUUUUAGUCCAGGCUACAAGAACAAGAUCCAUAGAGGACGAGUAUUUCUUCACUUGAAUAGGGGCAGUAAGACGGCAGCACAACGUUUAAGCACAUUGUACAGAUUUGGGUUCACAGCAAUGGCAACAUUCUGCACCAUAUGCCGGCCUAACCAAUUUGAGGGAGACAUGCUGUUGUUCUAAAGGUUAUAGGAUUGGAAAUGCAAGUUAUUUUCUUUGGUUGAAGGCUUUUAUUACCCAUAGCCUAAGUAUUAUUCUAAACAUUUUAUAUCUAUACUUUGAGCUGUCCCAGUUGGGGAUACACAUCCAAAGUUACUUUAUUGGUGUAACUAUACGCUGAAUGGCCACUAAAUUGCAAUAGUGGCAUUCUCUGACAACACGAGACUUUAAAUGAUCUCUUUUUCCCAACCAGUCCACAGGAAAGUUCACAGUAUACAUUUUAUCAUUGUGGAAUAUGUGGAGUAUACAUUUUAAUAAUGUACAACUCCAAAACAGGUUAAGGGUUUUGAGGAAUUUAAAAUGUAAAUGAAAGCCACUAGGUUAUGUUCUCAGAACAUAACUGUGAGAAUGGCUUUUAAUUCAUGUUAAGAAAUACUGUUCAGAAACUUAAUUCUCUUAAGUGAACUGACUGUGUCUUCAGCUUACACGGCAGUUCACAAUUUGUUGUGCUCUACAUCCAUAAUCAGUUUUUUUAGGUGAUGUUUCAUUUUAGCUGAUAUGUGUAUAUUAUUAAGCUUACAUGUAAUUUGUCUACUAAAAUAAUAUAUUAUAUGUUAAGUUUAGGAAAAUAUUUAACUUUAUACAUGUCAAAAAUGGCUCAAAACUAA
This is a messenger RNA of Phyllostomus discolor (pale spear-nosed bat), 4070 nucleotides long. RefSeq names its product coiled-coil domain containing 38 (gene CCDC38). The transcript is spliced from 15 exons. NCBI's taxonomy places the organism in Eukaryota, Metazoa, Chordata, Mammalia, Chiroptera, Phyllostomidae. Gene Ontology annotation, cellular component: centrosome. The record is from RefSeq and is a predicted model, not a curated record. Bases 1592 to 3301 code for a protein of 569 amino acids.